Papaver somniferum (opium poppy) is the source of this 926-nucleotide messenger RNA. RefSeq lists its product as uncharacterized. The record is from RefSeq and is a predicted model, not a curated record. NCBI's taxonomy places the organism in Eukaryota, Viridiplantae, Streptophyta, Magnoliopsida, Ranunculales, Papaveraceae. The transcript has 7 exons. The coding region runs from base 264 to 926 and encodes 220 amino acids.
UAUACAUCACCUCUGAAAGACGGUUUACAAACUACUAAGACAUAAUGGAACGUAUGGAACGUUUGGGUGCUCCAACUAACGCUGGAUCUGCAUUGGGGAAACGGAAUGUCCGUGGACGCUCACGCGGCAUAGAUCUGGAUGAUUGGAUUGCCCGUCAUGGAAAAUUGCCUAUCAAAUUCUCAGAUGUAGCGAGGUAACCAAUCUCCACAAAUAGGUGCAAAUUAUCUACUGAAUGCGGCAUAAUUGUUCGUGACUUUGCUCCGAUGCAAUAUACUUCUUGGAAGAAAAUUCCUGAGCAUGAAAGAGUUGUUCUAAUUGAAUGUGUCAAUGACAAGUUCGAACUGGACAUUACGCGUCCUUCUAUUAAGAAAUAUCUAAAUGACUGUAUGGCCAGACGAUACAGCAACUACAGGACUCAAAUGUCAGCGCACUUCAAAAAGUUUGAAACUAUUGAAGAAGCCCGCUUGAAGCCAUUCGAGAACGUCUCACCAGAGAAUUGGUUAUGGUUGUGUGACCAUUUUUCUUCAGAGAAAUUUAAGAAGCGGUCCGCAGCAGGGUUGAACAAUCGGAAGCAAGUCGAGUACAACCACUGUGGGGGUUCUCGUGCGUUUCAAGUGCGCCUAGAGAAGAAAAAAGUUUUGGGAGUGCAAGCUUCCAAAAUACAAACGUUUCACGAUACUCACACGCAUAUCAAAGAGGGUCAGCGUGUUUGGAUAUCUGAAACAGCUCACGUUCAGUAUGACAAAAUGGUCGAGAUGUAUGAGCAAGGCAUUGUGGGAGGGGGCACUCCUGAUGAAAAUGAAAUAUAUGACGAAGUUCUGAAGAGGAAAUCAAAAAGACACCGUAACCGUAGACUUUCUGAUGAGGAGACAGAAGAACUCUUUGCACUCCUUGCAACGAAGGAUGAUAAAUACAAAGCAGUGUGA